GCAGCUGCUGCAGCACGAGCCAACAUCACAGCAAGCGCCCAACCACCAGUGCUCUGUCCGACGGAAGCAGGACCUCGCCGGCAAUGCCGAACUCCGACGACCGCACGGGCGCCCGGCCGCACGUCGUCCUGCUCCCGAGCGCCGGCAUGGGCCACCUGGUCCCGUUCGGCCGCCUCGCGGUUGCCUUAUCCUCGGGCCACGGCUGCGACGUCUCCGUGGCCACAGUGCUCCCCACGGUGUCCUCGGCGGAGUCCAGGCACCUCGACGGACUCUUCGCGGCAUUCCCGGCCAUCCGCCGCCUCGACUUCAACCUGGCCCCGUUCGACGAGUCCGAGUUCCCCGGCGCCGACCCGUUCUUCCUCCGCUUCGAGGCUAUGCGCCGUUCCGCGCCGCUCCUCAGCCCGCUCCUCGCCGGCGCGUCGGCGUCAGCGCUCAUCACGGACAUUGCGCUGUCGUCGGUCGUCGUGCCGGUCGCCAAGGAGCGGCGUAUCCCGUGCUACAUCCUUUUCACGGCCUCCGCCGCGAUGCUCUCCUUCUGCGCCUACUUCCCCACCUACCUCGACGCCAACGCCGGCGGCGGCGAGGGCAUCAGCGACGUAGACAUCCCCGGCGUGUACCGCAUCCCGAAGUCCUCGAUUCCGCAGGCGCUGCACAAUCCGAAGCACCUCUUCACCCAGCAGUUCGUGGCCAACGGCCGCGGCCUCGUGGACGCCGACGGCGUCCUGGUCAACACGUUCGACGCCUUGGAGCUGGAGGCUGUCGCGGCCCUUCGCGAAGGCACUGUCGCCACCGGCUUCCCGCCGGUGUUCGCCGUUGGUCCGCUUCGCCCUGCGACAUUCCCUGCAGAAGAGCGAGCGAAAGAUCCGGCCGGUUACAUGGAAUGGCUCGACGCGCAGCCGGCGCGGUCGGUGGUGUACGUGAGCUUCGGCAGCCGCAAGGCCAUCUCGACGGACCAGCUCCGGGAGCUCGCCGCGGGGCUGGAGGCCAGCGGCCACCGGUUCCUGUGGGUGGUGAAGAGCACCGUCGUGGACAAGGACGACGCGGCCGAGCUCGUCGAUCUGCUGGGCGACGGGUUCCUGGAGCGCGUGCGGGGCCGCGGGCUGGUGACCAAAACGUGGGUGGAACAGGAGGAGAUCCUGAUGCACGGGUCCGUAGGGCUGUUCGUGAGCCACUCCGGGUGGAACUCGGUGACAGAGGCAGCGUUCAAUGGCGUGCCGGUGCUGGCGUGGCCGAGGUUUGGCGACCAGCGUGUCAACGCCGGCGUAGUGGCCCGCAGCGGGCUGGGCGCGUGGGUGGAGCGGUGGAGCUGGGAAGGGGAGGAUGGGGUGGUCAGCGGGGAGGAGGUGUCCGAGAAGAUCAAGGCCGUAAUGGCGGCCGAGGCGGUGGCCAAGAAGGCAGCCGAGGUCCGCGAUGCCGCCGCGGCGGCCACGGCCGAGGGUGGCACGAGCUACCGGAGCUUGGCGGAGUUCGUCGGGCGGUGCCAAGGGGCCUGAUGCCAAUGAGCUGUGAAACAGGGGAGUGUGGUCCUGAUUUGUUCGUUGCAGACGUUUUCUCUGAUUGAUACAAUUGAUUGCUCGUUUGCUCUGGAGAGUGAAGUUGUCUGGUGUUCCUCAGAAACUUUGGACAGUGAACUGAGCUGCAUCAGCGACGGUAAUAAAAAGAGUAAUCAAUCCUAUUAUCCUAA
Phragmites australis (common reed) is the source of this 1684-nucleotide messenger RNA. RefSeq names its product UDP-glycosyltransferase CGT-like. The transcript has a single exon. The coding region runs from base 84 to 1493 and encodes 469 amino acids. Gene Ontology annotation, molecular function: UDP-glycosyltransferase activity. The record is from RefSeq and is a predicted model, not a curated record. Lineage: Eukaryota; Viridiplantae; Streptophyta; Magnoliopsida; Poales; Poaceae.